GCAGUCGGAGCGGGCAGCAGCAGCGGACUGGACACGUCGGGAACUGUAACUUCUGGAACUCACUAAAAAGAGCAUAUAAUUGGUUCUAAAGCAUCGGGUCGAGGAGAAGGACUCUGCUGGAAUAUUGAUCGAAAAAGUUUGUCCUUGAGCGCAUCGCAGCACCGCGGUCCGGACAGAACAACCGUGGACUCGGACCUCCGCUGCCGGGCCUGGAGCGAGCACCCAGUGUGUGGAUGCGAGUGCCUCUAAGUGAGUGUUUUCCGACACCUUUGUGCCUUUAAGUGAGCAAACGUUUGCUGUGCGAGGAUGAGGGCCAUCGCACUGCUGUGUCUCUUCAUGGUCGUGGAGGUCGGAGCCUCCAGGUUCAUCCGUGACUCCCAAGGGGUCCCCGAAGCUCCAGAACCCCCCAAGAGCAACGCCUCGGCCGGGAUUCCGUCCCCGCAGCCGGGCCGACCGCGGAGCGCCUUCCCCCCCAUGUGCAUAAAGCCCACGGAGAUCAAGCACGCCUUCAAGUACGUGAACACCAUCAUAUCCUGCCUGAUCUUCGUGGUGGGGAUCAUCGGCAACUCGACGCUGCUCAGGAUCAUUUAUAAGAACAAGUGCAUGAGGAACGGACCCAAUGUUCUGAUCGGCAGCCUGGCGCUGGGGGACCUGCUUUACAUCAUCAUCGCCAUCCCCAUCAAUGUGUUCAAGCUGAUAGCGGAGGACUGGCCGUUCGGAGUGUACGUCUGCAAGUUGAUGCCGUUCAUCCAGAAAGCCUCGGUGGGAAUCACCGUACUCAGCCUGUGCGCUCUCAGCAUUGACCGCUACCACGCGGUGACGUCAUGGAGCAGGGUGAAGGGGAUGGGGAUCCCUCUGUGGAAAGCAGUGGAGGUGACACUGAUCUGGCUGGUUGCCGUGGUGCUGGCCGUCCCCGAGGCGCUGGCGUUCGACAUGCUGGAGAUGCCGUACAGAGGCAACAAGCUGCGCAUCUGCCUGCUGCAUCCAGAGCAGACCACCAACUUUAUGAAGCGCUACCAGGAAGUCAAAGAUUGGUGGCUGUUUGGCUUCUAUUUCUGCUUCCCACUGGCCUGCACUGGAAUCUUCUACACGCUCAUGUCCUGCGAGAUGCUCAGUCGCAAAAAAGGCAUGCGGAUCGCGCUCAACGACCACAUGAAACAGCGGAGGGAAGUAGCGAAGACAGUGUUCUGCCUGGUGCUGAUUUUCGCUUUCUGCUGGCUGCCCCUUCAUCUCAGCCGUAUUCUGAAGAAAACAAUCUACGACCAAAAUGACCCCAACCGCUGCGAGCUGCUCAGCUUCCUCUUAGUGAUGGAUUACAUCGGCAUCAACAUGGCCUCCUUAAACUCCUGCAUUAACCCGAUUGCCCUCUACUUUGUCAGCCAGAAGUUUAAAAACUGCUUCCAGUCCUGCCUGUGCUGCUGGUGCUACAGAUCUUCUCCUCUGGACGAACGAGGCUCCGGAGGACGCUGGAAGGGUUCCUGCAACGGUAACGGAUUGGACCGCUCCAGCUCCCGCUCCAGCUCCAGUCAGAAAUACACAAGCUCUUCUUAAACCCACACAGUCGUUGCGCGCCUCUUCUCCCAAACCAACGUUCCCGUCAUCGGCUCCCAUCGUGGAGAAUCUGCUGCGUCACUGCCAACAUAUCAGAUGUGAGUCAGGAAGGGGAGGAUAACGGAGCGAGGUAGAGGUCACUUCUACAGGACUCACUGUGGUCUGAAAGACUCAGAGAUCGACCCAAACUGGGGGUUGAAAUAACAGAACUGUGCCUUGUCCGGUUUCUAACACUAAAAGCGAUAAUGAAACCGCAUCAACGUGUUCAUACUCGGGCACUGAGGCUUGCGUAGAGGACUUAAAGGCUCUCAGUGCACCAAUAUGGUAAAUACAUUUAUAAAGAAUGUUUAUUCAAGCUACUUGUAAAUUGAUGUACAGUAUUAUUUACAUGUAGAGUGCAGACUUAUGGUUAUAUCUCGACUUAGUGCUUCCUGUAUGAAUGAGCACUGAUAAAUACUACCUGUUGAAGCUUUUUAAUACCUCACGGUGGAAAGCUAGAGGGAAACUGUGACCCUGAGUGAUGAUCCGAAAGGCCUUAAAGUUGCCUUUUUUUAUUAUUAAAAUGCACAUUUGUGCCUCUGCCGACACAAGACUAGUUAGUUCUCUGACAAUCAACUGCAUGUUGUCACUGCUCAAAGCCCACCGGUGACAUCAUAGCAGAGCAAAAUGGGCCCCACUGUUUGCCUUCCAGUCAUGUGGAGAGUCAAGCAUUGGCAAUCUUUUUAUCUGGAAAUCAUCACUGCUUUAAGUCAUGUGGAGGGCAGCUGUUGACUAAGAACGCUGACUAACACCAGACGAUUCCCAUCAUGCCACAUUAUGAGCUCUAUUAUUGCUGCAGUGCUAUUUUAUGUUUUCAGUGGUCUCUGUUCACACUGUGUAUAAAGUCUUCAUUUGAGUCUUACAAUGUAGCUUCUAUUUUUCUAAGAAAAUAUCACAAAACGCACGAAGAGCUCGAGCCAGCGUUGAAUAUUUCACCUCCACCGGGGCGUGGCGGUGUUACAAAGCAGUUCAUAUGGCUGGAGAUUCCUUCUAAAGAGCUGCUUCCUGGAAGACGUAUUUUUAGUUUAGCCAUUUAAAUGCUUUAGGAAUGAAACUGUUUAAAGCGAGUGUUUUUAGAUGAAACUAUCUACAUAAGGAUCAUAGAAUUUCUAUAUAUACAUGCACACAUAGCAGUGUGACAAAUUAAAGGAAAAACUAGAGUACAAAGAAAUGCAGAUUCCACUCGUUAAACGAACUGCAUGGUACAAUGAAGGAGUUAAUAUCCAAUAAUGGUAUUUGGCAUGUGCAAGAAUACUGCCAGGCUGAUUGUGAUUUUGUAUCAAGAUGGCAAAAGGAAAAGAUUUAAGUGACUUUGAAAGAGGAUUGUUGGGGCACUGAUGGCAGGAGCUUCAGUCACAAAGACGGCUCAACUGGCUGGUGUUCCAGUAGGAGCACUGACUAAAAAUCACAGCGAUUGAAACUGUGGUUAACAGCACAUGUUUGACGACCGUGAUGCAUAAGUGCGAUAUAUAAGGAAAACCACAAGAGCAACUCUUACACAUGUGACUGAGAAUGUCAAUACAGGAUGUGAUCAGGCUGUCAACAAGGACAGCACAUCGGCAGUUACAUAGAGAGAGAUGUUCUGGUUGGGUUCCAGUGCAUAAACCCGUAACUGCAAAGAUUAAUGCAUAUUGAAGAGUCCCGUGGUGCAAAAACCAGAUGCACUGGUCUACAAAGUGAGGGGAUCUGGUCGCUCUGUGGUGCUGCAGGGGGCAUUUUGCUGGCAUGGUUUGGGUCUACCAGCCUCCUUAGAUGAAAGGGUCACUGCAGAUCAACACGUGUUGUUCUGAGUUAGUAAGUGAGUUGGCACGAGUUGGUCACUGGUUGAUCCGAUGAGUUGACAAUGAUGUGAAUCACAUGCUGCGGCCUGGACAGUCACCAGAUCUGAAACCAAGUGAACAUCAACAGGAGGUUUUUGACUGAUGUGUUAAACAGUGCUCUGCUCCACCAUCACCAAAAGCCACAACACAUUUUGGAAGAAUGGUUGUUCACCCUUCCAGCAGAGUUCCAAAGACUUGGAGAAUCAAAACUUAGGAACAUUGAAGCUGUCCUGGUGGCACACAGGGCCCGGCGUCUUACUCAUAAUGUUGAUUUUUCCUUUAAUUUGUCAUACAUGCUUUAUAUUGAAUACAGUGACCAGACAAUGAAAUUCAAGACGUCUAACUAAACUAGCAUGUUAAACUGAUGUUUGUGAAGGAGAUUUGCAGGCAAAGAAUGUUGUAAGAAAUUAAAUAUGUGAGGUGCAGCUAAGGAAGAGAAAGGUUUUCCUUUAUUUAUGUUACAAUAAUGUUAAGGAGUCUGCAGCUGGACAAAGCUGCAAAACUCAGUAUAAAUCCUGUAAUGCCAAAACAUCGAGACAUUUGUUUUCAUUGUAUAUUAAGUGAGUCUAUGCAAGUGAUAGAAGCUCAGGAUGAAUCAUUUUCAUCUCGUGCUUUUUUUCCCCCUCCCUCAGUACAUCGUGAGAUGAAACUUUUUCACCUUUUAUAAGAGCAACAUAAUAAAAUGUGUUUUUGCUGAGAGACGAGACAAUGUGUUCAUUCACACUGAAGAAGUUUAAAAUAGAGCAGAUCUGGGUUCGUUACACUAAUGCUUGGAUACAGAAUUUAUGUUGCCACCGUGUUGUUGACAAUAUCAGCUGAUGGUGCUGAAUGUGACUCAUUACACUCAUCAUAUCUAUUUAUGUCUUCUUCACCCUGGCUAGAGCUGCGUCCAAAAGCGACUGUGUGCUGGAAGCUGUGAGCAGCUUUGUGAGUGUCUUUAUAGAGGGACCACCAAGUUAAAACCUGUAGCAGUCAUUUUGAAGUUGAACAUAUAUGUGAAUAAUGUCCCUUAAAAUUGCAUUUAUAGUGUACUUAUUUGUUCAGAGAAUACAGUAAUAAAUAUUAUUUUAUAGCA
This is a messenger RNA of Stegastes partitus (bicolor damselfish), 4485 nucleotides long. RefSeq names its product endothelin B receptor-like. Lineage: Eukaryota; Metazoa; Chordata; Actinopteri; Pomacentridae. The transcript has 8 exons. Gene Ontology annotation, molecular function: endothelin receptor activity. Gene Ontology annotation, biological process: enteric nervous system development; vasoconstriction; developmental pigmentation. The record is from RefSeq and is a predicted model, not a curated record. Bases 307 to 1551 code for a protein of 414 amino acids. Gene Ontology annotation, cellular component: plasma membrane.